Messenger RNA from Aspergillus udagawae, 1029 nucleotides. RefSeq lists its product as uncharacterized. The coding region runs from base 1 to 1029 and encodes 342 amino acids. Lineage: Eukaryota; Fungi; Ascomycota; Eurotiomycetes; Eurotiales; Aspergillaceae. The record is from RefSeq and is a predicted model, not a curated record. The transcript has a single exon.
AUGCCACAGAGUGGAGCACUGCGGCACAUCUUGUGGCUGCUCACUUUCUUCCAACUCUCUGCUUCCCUGCCUUUGCAUGCCGCCACCACCUAUCCCCUUACAGUGAUCGGCAGGUUCGCCCAGCCACAUACAUUUGAAAAUAUUGCGACCAGACACAAUGGCCAACUAUUGUUGACUUCCACUGCCUCCUCGACUCUAUACCAUGUUGACCCACUUCGACACGAUCAAAUCAACGGUAUUAUUGAUAUCCCUCAGACAACUGGGUUGCUUGGUAUUGCAGAACUGGAGGAGGACGUGUUCUAUGUGAUUAGCGCGAAUCUGAGUUCUGUUCAAGGAGUCCCAGGCUCAAACGCUAUUUGGAGACUCGACAUGCGCGGCCACGGUUCUUUUUCCGCAUCGAACAGGACGGCAAAACCAGAACCACCUCUUUCACUAGUGGCCAAUAUCAGCAGUGCCCAAUUACUGAACGGCAUGUGUCGCUUAUCAGACCACGAUGCAACAUCACUCCUGAUUUCCGACUCGCAGGCAGGGAGAAUAUUCAAACUAGACGCUCAUACCGGUUCCUUCCAAAUAAUAAUCGAUGACGAGGCCCUCAAGCUUUCGUCCGAGGGCUUACAAGUCGCCGUGAAUGGGAUCCAUGUCCAAGGUUCAUAUCUGUUUUUUACGAACUACAAUAAGGGUAUCUUCGGCCGAAUCCCUAUCUCUUUGUCUACUGGCAUCCCCACCGGUCCUGUCGAAGUUAUUGUUCAAGGCGUCCACGGCGAUGACUUUGCUGUUUCUACGGAUGGAAAAACUGCGUGGAUCGCCAUGAAUGGUCAAAAUCGUUUGGUUGAAGUGGACAUUCCUGCAAGAAGUGCGCGGGUUGUUGCGGAGUCGUCCUAUCUAGCAUCAGCAUCUGCUGUGUCGUUUGGUCGAACUCUGUUGGAUCGAGACAGUCUGUAUAUUUCCUCCGCAGGGGUACUUGACGCUACGAUUGGCAUCAAUAGCAAUGUUACCGGUGGUAUUGUUGCUAGGGUUGAUCUUGUAUAG